AUGGCUUGCGGUGCAGAAUGCCUUUCGCUAGGCCCACCGCCGGAUUCCAUCCUGCACAUGCCUCCACCGCCGCUGCCAGCAUUCCUGGCGAACGCAGCCAACCUAACACCACCAUGCCGCGCCUCAAAGUGCCCACCAAACAGGAAUAAUGAAGACAACUCCAUAUUCCCCGGAGUUGAGUACCACGAGCUGCCUAGACACGCUUUUGUUCCAGAGCCCGCUGCAAACGACGACACGUGGUUCCUGGUACUCAUCACUUGCUGCAUCGCCGUUCUGUGUAUAGCUGCUUUACUGGCACUAUUUCUUCUUAAAUGCAGAGAGGCCCGCGGAGGGUGCAAAAGUGGAACUGGCAAAGCAUCCGGUUCUAAUGCAUUAUAUGGAGGAGCCGCUUUGGACUCCCGCGUCUUAUGGGCAGCUUUGACCCCUAGGGGAACCAGACACUUCGUCGCUGAUACAUACCCUCACGAUGAAACCGAAGACCAUCAUUAUGAAUGCGUGGAGCCCCCUCUCUACAAACUCGGACCUCCAGAAGACUUGACGAUCACGCGUCACUUUAACGUGGAAUAUGAAGACCCUGCUCCCUUGAUCGAGAGCUACAGCGACAGAACUGAAGACUACUUCCGAAACGGAAUAGAUACCCUGCGACGUGGAACACGACCUUUAGUAUCUUCCCCAACGAGGAUCGAACGCCCAAACCUGCCCCCUUUGAACCUCCAGCCUCGCACUCUGCGGAGGGCCCCACACUCCCGACGAGUGAGCGAUGCAAACAAUCCGGAGAAAUCGGCCAUCUGA
This is a messenger RNA of Arctia plantaginis, 792 nucleotides long. The record is from the annotation of a GenBank genome assembly. NCBI's taxonomy places the organism in Eukaryota, Metazoa, Arthropoda, Insecta, Lepidoptera, Erebidae.